AGCUUUCAGCCUUAUCCAAAACUGCUGACUGGCCACCUCCGGAGACGUUGCAUUCUAUAAAUGCCUUGAGAUGAUCAGUUACAAUUACAAACAACACAAAUCUGAUCCAGUUAUUGUUGAAGGAGGAGAGAAGCAAGGAUGUCUGAUAUUGCAAUGUUGGUGGCAGAAGAGUACGAGAGGAGGGUCAGCAUUCUGAGGAAGGCUGGCGUUGAUGGCGUUGGCGUAUCACAGGAGAGGAUUGAUGAAGGAGCUUCGGUUUUGGCUCAGAGGCUGAUGAAGCACAAGAGAGAGGUCCUCCAGUGGGCCUGGGAGCCCAAAUCCCAAGUGGGCGUCGCCGCUUCUGCCAGCUUCUUCUCUGCUUGAUCCUCAUGCUUCUUCCUCUUUUACUUCUCCAUUUGUACAUCCUUUGUUCUAUUCCAAUAUGUUAAAGCAACUUGUGUUCUCCGCUUAUCUCAGCACCUUCCCUCUAUUUAUUUGCCUUCCGUUUCUUCAUAUUCACAUUCACAUUCACAGUCACAAUAGUAGUAAUUAGAACUGAGUUUUUCUACGAAUCAUCGAUCAUUCCAUAAAAUUCAACAGCCCCCAGCGCCAACAUUUCCUCGUCGGCGGAUCUUCGGUGUCGCCGGCUGUUUGAUGCCCGCGGGGUCGUCUUCCCUCCAAGUUAACGGUUCUUCCUUCUCACCCAGCGCAGCCUUUUUAAGUUCUUUAGCGUAUCAGAAGUCUGCAAUUUCAUUUUUGGUCCCCCCAGCGCUUUGGAAUUAAAAAUGGAAACAAUGGAAAGUUUGGAUCAGUGAAAGAGUACUGAAGUAAGGAUGAGAUUCAAUAAAUUUGUGGAGAAUGGAAUGAACGAAUUGAAUUUUAGAAAUGCCUCUGGCUUUGGGCUUCUCAUUUUUGGAGAGGGGAAGGAAGAGAUGGAGCAGAGAACAGGAC
Messenger RNA from Neltuma alba, 930 nucleotides. RefSeq lists its product as uncharacterized. Lineage: Eukaryota; Viridiplantae; Streptophyta; Magnoliopsida; Fabales; Fabaceae. The coding region runs from base 139 to 363 and encodes 74 amino acids. The record is from RefSeq and is a predicted model, not a curated record. The transcript has a single exon.